Messenger RNA from Temnothorax curvispinosus, 2562 nucleotides. Its product is annotated as 4-coumarate--CoA ligase-like 7. The record is from RefSeq and is a predicted model, not a curated record. Gene Ontology annotation, molecular function: long-chain fatty acid-CoA ligase activity. Gene Ontology annotation, biological process: fatty-acyl-CoA biosynthetic process; long-chain fatty acid metabolic process. Bases 198 to 1844 code for a protein of 548 amino acids. NCBI's taxonomy places the organism in Eukaryota, Metazoa, Arthropoda, Insecta, Hymenoptera, Formicidae. The transcript is spliced from 8 exons.
AAAAUCAUAACAAGCCCAAUAGCGGUUCUGACCAAAAUAUUUUCAGUUAAAUUCUUGACUGAAGGGUAUUUCACAUCAUAACAGUCGAUAAAAGUGAAAGGUUAGUCAUGCGGCAUUUAUUGUAACAAUCGGAUAGUAUUACUUCUGAUCUCAGAAUCUAUUGAACUAUAAUACAGAUAUAUUAAAUAUUCAACGGUAUGAGUGCCAAUUACAAGAUUGAGAAAACACUUCCAUUCAAGAAAAGAAAUAGAGGAUUAAUAGACACAAAAGAACCGAUUUAUAACGAGCAUAUCAGUAUCGGAAAUGAAAUUUUGAUGAAAUUUUCGAGAAGACCGAAUUUCAUCGGCCAGAUUGAUGCGGCGACGGGGAAAACAAGUACAUUCGAACAAAUGAAAGAGAGAAGCGUAAAAUGCGCAUUAUGGCUGAGAAAAUUGAAAGUGAAAUCCGGCGACGUAAUAACAGUGUGUACGCAUAACCAACUGGAGGCUUAUGUACCAUAUUUAGCGGCACUGUAUAUCGGCGCUAUUGUGAAUCCAUGGCCUAAACGAAAAAAAGGGAUAAGAUCGAAUGCGGAAUAUUUUUUGACGCGGGUUACUCCAAAGGUAAUCUUUGUUGACUGUGACAAUGUAAGAAUGAUUCAAGCUGCCGUGGUGAAAAUGAACGUUUCUACAAAAAUCGUAGUUUUCGGCGAUGCAUUUGACGAGUUUGAGUCUUUCGAAUUAAUUUUGCAGAAGAAAUUUAAUCGACUCGAUAUUAACCGAUUCUUCUGUGUAAAAAUGAAUAUUAAAGACCCCGCAAUAAUACUUUUAUCUUGUGGUACAACUGGCUUUCUCAAAGACGUAGAAGUUCCUUAUAAAUUUUUUCUAAAUUCAUCGAACCAGAUUCCCAUUAUGAAUUCGAACAACGACGUCGGCUUAUGGUUCGAAUCCUUGGACUGGAUUAUCAGCUUGCUUUUGACUGUUCGUGCUAUACUUAUGGGAGUAAAAGUGAUCAAAUCCCCAGGAUUUCUCGAGGAGCAUCAUUUAUGUCAAAUAAUACGGAGGUAUAAGGUGACUUGGAUAUACCUUAAAACUAAUAUGUGCAACCGGUUGUCAAGAUUCGACAUCCUCGAGAAAUACGAUACUUCUUCCUUGAAAAUGGUUAUUUUCGGCGGAUUGAUGAUCAAGCACAACGUUCAUAUCAGUCUUAUCAAAUCGCUGCCAAAUGUUUCCAUUAUUCAACUGUAUUGUUUGCCUGAAACAGGUGUGAUUGCUUACCAACGAGGCACUAUGAACAUCAUCGGAUCUAUCGGUUGCUUGGUUAAAAAUGUUCGUUUGUUGAUCACUGAUUGUGCGACGAAAGAACCGGUGGGUCCGUACACCAUUGGUGUGAUUUGGUGUCAGUCUUCGUCCAUGAUGAACGGCUAUUAUAAGGAUAGCAGAUAUACAAGAAUUGUUAUUGACGACAAUGGAUGGUUUCGCAGCGAAGACGUAGGCUAUUACGAUAAACAUGGAAAUGUCUUCGUAAUCGAUCGAGUCAAGCAGCUUAUUAAUUACAGAAAUUACUACAUCUCUCCGGCGGAAAUUGAAAUUGCAUUACAAAGUCAUCCGUUUGUGUCCGAAGCUGCCGUAGUGCCAUUGUCCCAUGAUUAUGAUAACUUUCGUCUAGUGACAUUCAUUGCGCCAGAACCAGGAUUAGAACAGAAAGAGGAGCUGCAAAAAUUCAUAACGGAAACGUUUGUUGGUCCAAGAUGUCUUCAAUAUAUAUACUUUAUGAAACAACUGCCACACAUUUCCGACGAAAUAAUCAAUCGUAAACAUCUUUCUAAACUAGCAAUUGCUUACACUAAACUUGCAUGGCUAUAAUCUGUUUUUAACCCAUGCAUUAAUAAUAUGUAUGCUUUAAUAUUAGUUCAAAUGAUAUUUGUGCAUCUAAGCACACUUAACAUAUAAGGGAGGGGGAGGACAUAAUAAUAAUAAUUUCAAGAAUCUUUGCCACGUAUCUGCUAAUUAAAAAGUCCAAUGCCUUCAUUUACAAUAUUUACAUGAUCCCAUUCUAACCGGUUUUAUAACAUAUUUUGUAAAAUCUUUUAUAUUACAAAUAACAAAUAACUCUUUUAAUCCUCCGUCACCACCGUUAUUUUUACUGCUUUCGUUGCCCCUCUGGGUCCAUUUUGUAUAAACCCAUUUUUUUUUUAUUAUAGGCUUUCAAAAAAUUUGAAAAAAAUUCAGAGUUACUUUUCAGGAUCUCUAUUACAUUAUCCAAUAGUUAAAUGUUAAAAGUUUUUUUAAAUAACAAUUGAAUGUUUACAAAAAUUUAUUUUUUUUCUUACUACUAACAACUUUUUUAGGGAGGAGAGCUAGAUCUCGCUUUCUCUUUAUUUCGGAGAUAUUUGAGCUUAAAAUUUCGCUUGUGCCCAAAAAGUCCCAGGGGGGUGACGAAGGGUUAAUUAUUAAACAUAAGUAAAUAUAUCUAGCAACAAAAGACUCUACAUUACAUAGACUGCGUUCCAGAACCAUGUUCUUAGCGCUCGACUUGUCUAGCGUUGAAUAAGGACAGAACACGCUCAUAGCACUAAGAGCG